Dracunculus medinensis (Guinea worm) is the source of this 241-nucleotide messenger RNA. The record is from the annotation of a GenBank genome assembly. NCBI's taxonomy places the organism in Eukaryota, Metazoa, Nematoda, Chromadorea, Rhabditida, Dracunculidae.
UCAAGCAAUGAUGAACAUUCGCAUCUCAAAUAGCAAAGAAAUAAAUCACACAUUGAGCAAUCGGAUAAAAACCCUGCAGUCAAUGAGAGCGCCAACUUAUAAUGCCCAUGACGACGCAUUCAUUUGGAAUAUCCAUCCGCCAACCAACCAGCAAUCCUUUGAUCCUUUCGGCAUAUUAUCUCCAGUUGUUCUACCUCUCAAAUUAUUCCUACAAUUCUUUUGGAGAUUGAAAUAUGGUUAG